GCCCUGCCGGGAAGCGCGGCAAAGGAGGAGGAGGCGCCAUGAGGCUGACGCGGCUGCUGGCCAUGGCGGAGAAGCUGGCGCCCCCCUGGGCCCCCGAGCUCGGCCGGGCGGGGAAGGCGGCCCGCAGGAAGAAGCCCGUGCUGCCGGCCAUCCCGGAGGAGGACUGGCAGGUCUUCCGCGGGGACACG
Molecule: messenger RNA, 188 nt
Organism: Thamnophis sirtalis
Lineage: Eukaryota; Metazoa; Chordata; Lepidosauria; Squamata; Natricidae
Source: RefSeq, a predicted model, not a curated record